Xyrichtys novacula (pearly razorfish) is the source of this 37138-nucleotide messenger RNA. Lineage: Eukaryota; Metazoa; Chordata; Actinopteri; Labriformes; Labridae. The record is from the annotation of a GenBank genome assembly.
AUGGAGUCGGUGGAGAAAGAGUGUGGAGCGCUGGGUGGAUUAUUCCAGGCUAUCGUCAACGACAUGAAGGUAACACACAUUUUCACUCAAAGUGGGAAACAGUCCUGGGUGACCUUUGUGGAGCUCAGAGGCUGAUCAGACACAUAUUUUUACUGCCUUUGUCUCUUUCACCGGGUCCUCCCCCACUGGAAACACCGCUGCGGGACAAGCUGAGGAUGAAACAUGUUUCCCUUUGUGAUAUUUGCAUAAUGUGCAGCAGGUCUGUCAGGCACUGCUUUCAUCGAACCAUUACUUUGGAGUGCCAAUCUGUGCACCUUACAGGGACUGCUGCUGUGUUUAGACCUGGUUUCCCCCUCAGAGGCUCUUUAAUGUGUUUGAUUCAGGGUCAAACUCUGACCUCCUCAUAAGAACCGAAUCAAACACUCAUUUUAUCACUACUACACUGUUAUUUUUACGGAUUUCAUCUUUUAAUAGUUGAUCAUUUUCAUCUGUCAACAGUCUUCAAAGAACAAAAACAUGUAACUAACUCACUUUUUUUCUAGUUUAAUAUUAGAUGUUGUUAAUGAUUCAGAUAAAAACCAACUUAUUCAGGUCUUUUUUGUGAGCUUGAUUCACUUGUGUAAAUUUGCUGAACAAAAACACUGAGAUACCAAGUACGGAGACUGAACACUGACAGCAUGAGUGGAUUGUUUCAAAGUUGUCUGCUGGGUGUACUUUGUAAAUCAUUACACAAACACAACCAUGAGAGCCUUUAAUCUGACACUUCCUCUUCAUGCAAACAAAACAAUAUUCAUCACGGUCAAACUAUCAGGCAUGGUCAUCAGGAUAAUGACAGAUAAACACUAAGCUGCUGUGCCGUGCGCUUCUGUUUUGCCAGCACCUUUGCUGCUCGGUGAUGGUCUCCUGAAGCUUUUCUCCUAUUUUAUGAUUUCUUGUAUGUGUUGGUUGAUUUGCGAAUGCAGCCUCCACUUUCCAACAAAGUCUGCAGAUUAGCAAACACCUCCACGUGAGUUUGAAAGCUCCAAAUCUUGCAGUUAAAUCUUAACAAGGCUGGUGGUGUUUAUUCUCUCAUUUUAAAGCUCUUGUGAGGAGCGUUCUUUUUGUGUUGAUUUUGGUGCCCCCUGUGGACAAAAUGUGGUAUUUUUAGACAAAAAAAUCUUAUCCAGCCCUCUUUAGAUACUUAAAUACAUAAUUUACUUUGAGUAUUUGUUAUUUCUGUAGCAUGCUGUCACUGUCGAGAGUUGAACAGCAUACUUUUUUUCUAGGAAGCUGGGUAGUAAACAAAACCUCACCAGACUUACAAAGGAGCUGUCAAAGUGAUGAUUGUCUUUGUUUAGCAUUCACCCCGUUUGCCACUUGCUGAAGCAUUUGUUAGUUGUUUUGGAAUAUAAUAGUCAACUAGGAGACUAUUUGACCUCAAAUAACCCUUCCCUUGCCCAGGCUGCAAGGUAUUUUUGUCUGGAUUAAAUGGUAGACUGGGGAGGAUGCUCUUAUAGAGAAAAAAAGCAGUAGAAAGCAUUAAGAGGGCUUCGAUUUAGCUCCCUGAUGUUAAACCCACGUGGUAGAAUUCUCCUCUUCAGUUAAAUGUUGUUUAGUAACACCAGAAAUAAUAUUAAAUUUACUUGAAACACACAUUUUUCACUUUCCCGAUAAGGUAAAAAGAUUUCUGUGGCAGAAAGUGGAAGUCUCCCAUUAUCUGUAACACACAUGUAAGAGCGUGUGUGUGUUUGUGUGUCAAUGUUGGGGGAGGGGUCAAGUGAAGGAAGUUGGAGCAGGGUGGUCUGUUGUUGUUCACGACAACAGAUGGAAAGUGUGAACGUAUUCAUCAGCUCCCUGCAGCCUGAGCGUGGAGCUCGCUCAGUCAAGCGUCAGACUGGAGAUGAUUCAUGACUGAUCCACAGCUCACACACUCAGAUGUCAACUUCUUCUAUAUUUUUAUUUAUGCUGGUUUAUUUUCUACUUUUGUGCUGGGCUCAAACCUGGAUAAACAGAGAGAGAGAGAGAGAGGUAGUAUGUAUUGAUAAGCAGCACUGAUGAAUGAGUCCGAAGCCCUGAGUCAGCAUGGCGUCCAUGUCCACUGUCUGAGAUCUGACCUCAUUCCUGCCGCCUCGCUGGGCCACGCCGGCCUGUCAGAGCAGCUUUAGCCCCCCCGGGCUCGCCUUCCUGUGCUGAUCAUGCUGAUUGUGAACAAUGUUACAGCACAGUGUACAAUUACUGACAUGAUACACACACAGACCGCUUAUUCAGUCUAAAACAGCCUCUGGCUGUUAUUGGAUACAGAGUCUGUUAUAAUAUACACAGUAAUGCAGUCUAAUAAUGCUGCUGACAUUAAUAUAAGAAACCCCAAAGUCCACUGUGGUGAUGUUUCCACGGUUUUCUCCUGUCUACAUUUAUUUUAUAACAUAUCCUCUGAACUUCAGCUUGUUUUCGUUUGUUUUGCGUUCACACCAGAUGUAAAUGAAUCCAUUAACCCGCUUGAACGCCUUCAUGUUGUUUCUGUGUCCUUUAUUGAUUGACGUGAAUAACUUGCCCCAUUUGCGUGUCAUAUUUGGUGUCUGCAGAAGUGCCCAAACACAUAAAUUAGUACAAGAGAGGAGGGAUACCUUCACACCGUUUGAGUCUGUUUACGCUAAACAUGGUUGAGGUUGAACUUGAACCUCCACUCGUCUGUUGAUGACAAACAUAAUAGGUAGAUCUCUGUGCUGAUUGGUUCUCAUGGUAGGAAUGAGCUUAGAUUUUUCAGUUCUAAGGUACAUUGAAUGUUUCGCCAAUUUUUGCGAUUUGUGCUUAUAAGUCAUGCAAAUUGCGUCACCUCAUUCGUGACAUUAUCACAUCAGUUGAGGGCUGGGUAAUGUGGGCUAAAAAAUUUAUCAUGAUAAGUUUUGCAAUUCCGGCGAUAACGAUAAAAGUCCCGAUAAAAAAAAAAAAAAAAAGUAAUUUCGAUCCAUGUUUUUGACUCAUUUUGUCUUGAGAACACCAGUUGGCAUAGUCAAAUAAGAUACUUAACCACAAGUUUGAGUGGUAGGUUAUGGAGAAAACUAGUGACAUCAAACAAAUCUGAAAUGUGAAAACAUUUUCAACAUUUAUUGAAAACUCUGAUUGCACAGAGUGAACAGCAGCAGUAGAUCUACUGUCCGAUGUCAGGCAUACCUGAUUGCACUCGUCUAAGCCCCAAUUUUGAAGGAAAUCCCUCAUGUGGGUUCUGGUUUAGCAACAAACUGCUCAGAAACAUCUUCAUUAACUUCAGCCAUGUUUGUUUGUUAUUCUGCUCUGUGUGGGCUAUGGCUGUAAGUCUGUCGCAUGCACCUAUGUCAUCAUCUACGUUUAUCGCAUUUAUCGUGAGAUGGCAAAUAUUUAUCAUAGAGGACUUUUCUGACGAUAAAACGCGAAGGAUAAUUUAUCACCCGUCCUUGGAUCAGUUAAAGACCAACUUGCUUUCACAAAGUUGAUAUUGGCACGGGCUGUUGAGAUACUGAUAUCAGCUGACCGCUAGUCUAAGGGUACAGAUUUUGCAGAACUGAUGGGAACAGGAUGGGGUUUCGGUGGUCUUCAGUGGGACCCUUCACAGUUACCUAAUGAGAGUGUAUCAUUUCUCAUGACUUUGACUACCUUUUUGCUGUUGGACAGACUGUAAACAGACAGAAAAAAGUACAUCUUACUGGCUUUUACCACUAACAGCUGACUACACCAGGAUCUUUGCUCCCAGCAGGUAUCAUGUAUGCGGAUAUGCCGGUAGAUUAGAUGAAACUGCAACUCUGACAACUAGAUUAAGUGCUCAUUCAGACUCUUCAGCUGUUGAUAUAAUUUACAUAACAUUUUUAGAAACACUCUGAUGCUGUCUUAGUGGAAGCUUUGACGAACAUCCCACUCUCUGCUUGCACCACUUUGUUGUUGUCUGUUGUUGUCAUUGAUAGUUCACCUCAAAAAAGUUGUUUCUGAGGGCCUGAUGGGUCAUGGAGAUGCUUCCAAACUUUUUUUUUUCAAUUUUCUGCUGGGUCCCACUGUAGUAGAUGAGAAUAUUCCGCCAUCCAGCCCCCUCACUUUCCACAUUAACAUACAUACAGAAGUAUGCACAUCAUCAGAGGAGGGAUGCACAGUAUUAUCAGCUGCAUGUUAAUGUUGAUAGAUAAUGGCUCUAACAUAAAGUACACAAUCUAUAAAACAGUGUUAUCAGUGUUAAAAUGACCCUGAUGGUGUGUGAUCAACAUUUCUGCAGCAUUUUGCAGACAGUCUGCCAUAGUUAAGCUUCUGUAGUGUCGCCUCCGUAACUCUUAAUAAGCUACAGGUGUCACUUUGUUCUCAAUCUGUGAAAGAUGCUCCAAACUUCAUUCACUAACCCUUUUGUGAGUGACAACAUAAAAGUUGUCGUAGCUUUAUAUAGUGCUGGGCGAUAUGGAAAAAAAUGUAUAUCACGAUAACGAUAUAUAUCACGAUAUAGCUAUGGUAUGCUUUCAGUUCUAUGAAAAAUUUAAGUGUAUACAGCUGCACUAUUACAGUACCAGUACAAGACCAGCACUUAAAACUAGAAAAAUGAAUAAACAAAUACGUGGCUGAAGUGCGUUCAUGUCUGUGCUCACCCAAAGUUAUGUAACACUUACAGAAAACGCUGAUAGUGUGAGCCGAAGCACUCCAUAAUAAUAAUAAUAAUAAUAAUAAAUUUAAUUUGUAAUGCACUUUACAUUUACAAAAAAAUCUCAAAGUGCUACAGUACACAGUAAAAAAAGAGCAGCAACAAUAAAAAAAAGCAAUAGAAUGACAGUCACAGAUUAGCAUAAAAAAGAAUUUAAAAAAAAUAAAAUAUAUAGAGUUGCAAUGUAAGAGGCAAGGUAGUAAAAGCAUAAAGCAUAGAGGAAAACUAACCAAAGGCUUUAUUAAAAAGGUAGGUCUUUAGGGCUCUUUUGAAGAGGUUGUUCACACUGCUAGAUGUUUCUCCUCCAAAGCUGCUCUCUGCCUCCAUCAUUGUUUACUUUACUCUUGAAGCACGUAGCAAGACCCGAGCAUGAAUCCGAGCGCUUUAUUCGCCUAUCAGGGGCAGACAGGUAAGGUGAUUUGAUUCGCCACGACUCCAGAAAUGAUUGAAAAACUACAGAAUGUCACAAAAUUACGUUUCCUCGCUGCUGGCUUGAAGGGUACAAAUGCGCAGCCGCGCUCCCAGCUGACAGGAAGUCAGACCGCUGUUGUAGUUCUUUUGUGUUGCUAGCGCGGUCAAGAGUGUUUACUCUCACUGAGAGAUGACUACAAAAAUGGACGCACCUGUUCAUCUGGUUGUUAAACACGGCUGAAAAAGAUCAUCUUUUCAUGUUGUUCCCGCUCCUGCCCACUCCCGUUGCUUUUUUUCCCGUCCCGUCCCGAUCAAGAGAUUAAUAAAAAAAAUGACUCCCAUCCCGCGGGAAUCACGUGACCCACGGGAAUUCCCGAAAAAAGUCAUCCUCCACAGGGAAGGUCCCAGAGCAGAUGAAACAGGUGCCGGAGCGGCUGAAAUAGGUCCCAGAUCCGAUCAAAAGAGGUCCCGGAUCGCGCUCCGACUUGCUCCGGCACAAAUUAAGCACUGCUUACAAUGAUCCCCUCACGUGUGUAACCCAGGUAACCCGCAACGGCGGGAGGCGCUGGACAUAAAGAGGGCACGUAAAGCGGCGUCAUGUCGCAAAAUCGAAAGAGAAAUGCAAGCCUACAUGUCAACGCAUCCUUUUCUUUGUAAGAAAAUAUUGUUUUCUUUCCCGUUCGACACCAAAUACACUUACUGAAUGUGCAAUUAUUGUUGUUGUUACUAUGAAUCAUCUGAUGGCACAAGCUCUAUGGAUUAAAUACAACCUAUCGCCCGAAACGAUAAGAAUAAAAAUGGCACGAUAGACAUUUUCUAUCGUGCCAACGAUAUAUAUCGUCCAAUCGCCCAGCACUAGCUUUAUAAUGAAAUUAGGAUGACAUCUCCAAGUGUAGUUAGCAGUAAAACUAGUCCAACCCUAUUUGUGACGAUUAGUAUUGCUUUCAGCCAGCAGCAUGUUCACUCAGCAAUUCUCUUAGACAGCUGACCAUGUUUAAAGUGCUGUGAAAAACUGUUCAUAAUACUUAUUUACACCUUUGAUAUGUAUCAACAAAAAGAAGACUUAGUAAAAAAAAACAUAAAUCUUUUCACUGAUUUUUCUUCAGAUCAAAUUUUUACAAGAAUCAUGUCCUAUAAAAUAAUCUUUUCAGAAAAAUAAAGUAGAAAAUUGAAGCCAUAAUGUUUAAUCACAAGAUGAAAGUUAUAUUUUAACAGAAUAAGUUCUCAGUUAAAUCUAUUUCAGGGUAUUUUAAAGUCACAUUACACAGGAAUGAAGUCCUUACAUUUAGUAAAGAGAGUAAAAGUUAUUUAUUAUGAUUAUAAUGUCAUCAAUUUCCUCAGGAGUAAGCUACAUAACUGAUAACAGUUUUUCUUACAACAAUAUUCUCGUAACAUCAUGAUUUUUUCCUUCAAAAUCUUUUAAUCAGGCCCUGACACUCCUGUGUAUAUUGUAAAGUCUGUUUUGUGAAAUGUGUUUUGCUAGUUUUUUAUUUGCAUUUAUCUAUAUAUCCUGCAAACAGCUGAACAAAAUGAUGUUACAUAAAGGUGCUAAGUGAUGCAAACACGUGUAAUGGAUAAAAGUCUCAAAAAUAAGUAGUGCAAAUGAAAAAACAGACUAAAAAUGAAUGCAGCGUCUGGUGCAGGCAGCCAAUCAUGUUAUUUUUGCAUCUUUAAUCUUCAGGGUCAUCGUAUCCUUCACUUUGGUGCCUUUCACUCCCAUUGAACUGCAGAUUGAACUGAGAAUGCGUCAUUAUACAUUUGUGUUAUUAAAAGGAACCAAAGUGUCCCUCCUUGUUUAACCCUAGUUUAAAGUGUGGGAAAACAGCCACCCUUCCUAACGUCCUUGAACACCACACUCUGUCUGCUCGCUCAAGGCUGAUAGUCUAGACCUCACCCUCCUAUGAGUGACAAAACACAGCCGAAUGAUCUUCCUUUCCUUCCUGGCUCCCUCUGUUUGUCUCCUCCUUCCUUCCUCAAAGCGUCUGGGUGUGUCCCUGCUUGUCGCUGUGUUUGCCCGCUCCAUCACCCUCCUCCCUCAGCUGUCUUGGCAGCUACUCCUCCAGCCUCUGGGAGUCACACGCCACACAAUCUAAUUAGACACCUGUUGGAGUCAAGUGCAGACAGCGAGGAAGGGAGGAACAUUUUUGUAAGGACUGAUGGCUCCUAAAUCACUUUUAGAGCUGCAGGCUCCAUCUGAGAGGGGCCAGGAGUUAAACGCUGUCAGUGCUGCAUUUGGAGGUUACUGUAGAAAUGAUGAAGACUUUAUAUUUAGUCGGGGUGUGUAUCCUCCUCCCUCUUCUCUCUGCAGGGCCCAGACUUCAGCUCUAAUGGGAUCUAGCCUUGGAUGUGUUUUAUGUUUGGCUUCUGCUCUCGUAGCUCAAGGCAGCGUGUGAUGAUCCCAAGCUAAAUCUAAUCCAGAUCGUUCAAACACCGGACACGCUACCUGCUCCCCCCCUCUUACACACAAACACACACAUCCAUAUGAUCGGAGAGCUUAUAGAGAUCAUACAUGUGCAGCAAACAUGUAGACACACAUACCAGCUCAGGGCAGAGACAGAGAGGAGGGCGCUUAGGCUGAUUAAGGACAAUAAUAACACCAGGGAGCUGUGAAAAAAAUCCUGCUGACCUUUACAGAAACAAGUCAGAGCAGAGAGUUUAUACACCAACCUGUUUGUAACCUGGGGGGAGAAGCCAAGCUGUCUCAUCAGUGUGUAUUAACAGAAGAUAAAGCCCUUCAAGACUUCAUAAAACCAGCAUUAAAACUUUAGAAACCAGGACCUGAUUGAGUCUUGUUGCAGAGAACAUUAUGUCCUCUGAAAACUGUGUGUGCAUAAUAAAUAUCCUCUCCAUGAUCUUCAUUUGACUGAUUUGUUUUUCUCUCUCUCUCUCCAGAGUUCGUACCCUGUGUGGGAAGACUUCAGCACCAAGGCCACAAAGCUGCACUCUCAGCUCAGGUGAGUUUUGUCCCAGCCUACAGAGAAGGUGACAAUGACAAGUAAAUUUACAGACUCUGCAGGGGAAUCUAAAAAAAAAGAAAUAUUGUGAAAAGUAUUGUUUAAAUAUCUGAAUUUUUCAUUAGAGUAAAUUAUUAUGCAAAUAGUCCAGAAGACGAUCAUGAAGGAUUAGCCACAGAUGGUCAUAGUUAAAAAGUCUGGCUGUUCACAGAGUCUGUAUGAAGCAGAUAGAUGGAAAGUUGACUGGAAGGAGACCAAGAAACAGGGAUAAGAGCAAACCUGAGAGGAUCAUCAAACAGAGCAGAUUCAAGAACUUAGGGGAGCUUCACAAGGACUGGACUGAAGCUGGAGUCAGAGCAUCAAGAGCCACAACACACAGAUCUGUCCAAAAAUGGAUUACAUGUGUUCUUGCUGCCAAGACCCUCCUAAACCAGAGACAACAUCAUCAGGGUCUCACCUAAGCUAAUAAGAAAAAUAACUGGACUAUUGCUAAGUGGACCAAAGUCCUGUUUUUCAGAUGAAAGUCUAUUUCUCCUAAACAUCUACCAAAUGGGUCACUGACCAUGAUGUUAUGAAGCUAGAUCAGACUGAAUUGCUAGAUCAGACUGAAUUGAACUCCAUAUAGACUCAAAUAGAUGAUAAAGACCACCAUCAAAGCAGCCUGAGCUUCAAUAAGACGUCAGUAGAGCAACUGGCUGAUGGCCUUCACGCCACGCCAGGCCACGCAAUGCCACGCCACGCAAUGCCACGCCACGUUGAUUUAUGCUAGAGAUUAGAUUUGAAUGAGCUGCGAACAGAAUCAAAGACAUUAAAAUAAGUGUUUCGAAUAUUUCACUGAAUAUGCAAUAUUUAUGUGUGAUAUAUGAACGUGUUUGAACAAAAUGAAGAGAAACUUUUUCACCAUACUUGUUUAUUUUUUAAGAUGCAUCUGUAUGUACAGUCACAGUGAGGAUAUGUCUGUGAUUUUGCAGGACCACCAUUCUGGCGGCUGUGGCCUUCUUAGAUGCCUUUCAGAAGGUGGCAGAUAUGGCGACCAACUCAAGAGGUGAGAUAGAGUUUAUUUUUUACCUUGAAUUGAAGCUCUUUUUCGCUGGUGAGGAAUUUAAAAAAAUAAGGGUGUUAGAGAACAAACAGCUAUGGUAGCUUCUGAUGAUUUUUUUUCCAUUGAAAGCUUUACAGCAACGGGAGAUUUCUUGUCUUUUUUAAGUUUUUUAAGUUCCUCACAGGAGCUUCAAAACUUCAGUAUUUCACUUUUAGUAGAAUUUUACUGACCAAAUUUCUUGCAAUCAGAAGCAAAUUCUGCUGAAAGACUUAAUAUCUCUGAGAGUAGAACCUUGGAUUUUAGAAAUGUAUUUUCUGCACAGCAUGACUUCAAUAAUACCUUUUUUAAGAAGGCCAAAAAGAGGGCAGCUUUGGGAGGAAGGCGGCUCAGAGAAGUGAAAAUCUGAUCUUAUUGUUUCCCGACUCCUAAUGAGGUCUGCUGAUCUGCUUUGUCACCCUGUGAGUGGCAGCAGACAGACCGGCCAGCGAGGCAGCUGAUUAACACAGAUUUCUCUGGAGUCAAUCGUCGAGAGCAGAAUGUGGGUCAAAAAACCUCUGAGCGGCGUGCAAAAGCUCCUGAGACGCAUGCACGCACGCACGCACGCACACACACACACACACACACACACACACACACACACACACACACACACACACACACACACACACACACACACACACACACACAGAUUUUCAGAGUGACAGCUGGUAGUCGGUCACCUGACCCUGCAGGUCACACGCCGACAUGCUUUUAAACAGUUGAACCCGUACAGACCUUUACUGACCACUUACUGCCGGAGAAAACAUCUAAAGAGGCGUUUGUCCAGCAGCGUUCACACAUUCACCUGCUCUUCUCUGAUAGGCUGCUCUGUAACCUGGAGCUUAUCACCAUGGCGAUACUUAAACUUGCCUUGAAUGAUUCCUGAUGUGGGUGCACAUGAGUUCUUGAUAAGAUGAGCCAGGGUAGACCAGGGUCAGCUUGCUCUCUGCAGUAAAACAGAGGCCGGACUUCAAAGAAAGCAUGAGCAGUAAAAAGAGGAGAAUGAAUGAUGGAGUAAAGAGAUGAGAGAGAUGAGGCCUGAGUAUUGAGUUUUACAGCCAGAAACGUAUAAAAUCCCUCUAAGUGUGUCACUCAUACGCCCACUCGCUCUGAAGAGCGCUCUGCAGCCACAUUAACUUCAGGAUUAAUGUCAUCCUGCUCAGGACACAGGCUGACAGAGAGACGCUGGGACGGUAUGUGCUGAUGAGAGUCUGAAACAACUGCAGAGAAACUAAUGAGACUUUAGAGUGAAGCUGAUGAACUCACUGAUGAAACUUUAGACUCUUCAUGGCUUCAGUGUCUCCAACAUAAAGGUUUUUUAUAUUUCACUUUACUGAAUUCGUCUUUUUUUCCCUGCUGACCCACAGCCAAUCAAUCAAUCAAAUUUUAUUUAUAUAGAGCCAAUUCACAACAGUUAUUAUCCCAAGAAGCUUUCCAAAGAAAAAGACCGCGCUCAUUGUUUGAUGAAUUAUCAAGACCCAACCUUAAGAUGGGACAGAGUUGACGCGAGAAACUUCCUAUUAAGAGGCAGAAACCUUGGGAAGGACCAGACUCAUGUUAGAGAGACACCAAGCCGCUGUGGCUUGUAACUUUUUUCCAGUGGGAGUUCACCAUAGGCAACAAUAAAGACAAAUGCAGGUUGCUCCUUUCAUCAUAUAACUGUCAUGGAUGCAGUUUCAAAAUAAAAGCAUUGUAUGAAAACAACAAAAGUGUAUCUUUCAUGCUUGUGACAUAAAUAUAGCUGAUAACGAGUGAAGACAGUCUUCCUCCGUUUAUCAUUUUUCUCUGUGUUUUGUGUUGAGCUUGCAGAAAAAUCAAGCGAGGUGUUCUACUCAUGCUGGCAGUCUAAAUCUGUCGACAUGCACGCCAAAAAUCAAGUCUUUCUGAAGCCAAAACGCUUCCUGCAUGAAGUGCCAGUGUAGUGUACAGUCUGCCGUGUAAAUGUAAGAAAGAUCAGACUUGAACAAACCCAACUGCACCAAUAGAGUCAGUGAAGUUUCAUGUGAACCAGCUGAGCUCUAUUUCAGUCCCUGCUCUCUUGUGGGAGUCUCUGCACGCUCUGAACCUCAGCAAUUAAUUAGAGGAGAGGAAUGUCGAUAUUUACCGAGCAGGCUCAUGGAGGACGGGGAUAACCUUUGACCUUCUGGCUGCAGGAAGCAUUGACAUAGCUUAAGCAAAUUUGCCCUUGUAGCAGCUGCAACGUUUAACAUCAUGACGCCAAAUAAACCAGAUUUCCACUCUUUGCACUUGAAUUUUAACUCGUCUAACCCAAGACUGAUCAGCUGACAGUAGUAAAAAUAAACAAAUAAAAACGUGAUCGCUUUCUUACUCUCUUUCUGAUCAAAGAUUCAGAAGCCUCAGUUAUCAGAGUCUGCACCUCCACAUAGAGAAGAUAUCGCCGCAGGGGUCAGACCCUCAGUUUGAACUCUUGGCCGUCCCUGUUGCCCUGGUUCCCUUCUGGUGUGCGGGGACGAGCUGCAGCUGCCGGCACAGCUGGAGGUUCAUUCUUCUUCUGCUUCUUAAAUCUACCUUUGACACACUCAGCCGUCUCAUCUUUAACCCUCAUCCUCCGCAGACUUAGCUCGUUUCACAGCCAAGGAAAGCAACAUUUCUCCUCGUUGUCCUGUUUAGUUUUAUCGUACUUCUAGCAGCCGUAUUUAUGUCAGCCUCCUCUCAGUCCCUGCAUGCUGCUGUGUCAAACUGCUGCGCUCUUCAUGUUCGGGCUUCCUCUCGCCUUGUCGUCCUUUUUUAGACUUUAUGGUCACGGUCGUGGCGUCAGCGUCUGUGUUUUAUGAAGCAGCUGGAAGAGUCGGCUGCCAGGCGUUUUGGCAGCAUGUCUGACAGCGCUGUUUCUCUGAGCUCUGUUAAUAGAUCUGUGUCCAAAGGCUUGCUGCCUGUGAGCUGGGAGCAUGCAUCUGGGUUUAAUAAAGUCCUGCCAACCACAAAGUCUAUACAGGACGGCCGUAUGUGGAGAAUUCUGAGCCUUUAAAAGAUAAAUGUUAAACUUUUCAACACCCAUCUUUCCUGAGGCCCUCGGCUCUCUGUGGUUAAUAGUUUUGUGUUUCUCCUGGGCCAUUUUUCCUUCAGACUACAUUGUUUUGUGUGGAUUUAAGAGGACUGGACUUCUGUGGGCGCUGUGUUUGGUGUUUAGUUGUUGCUAGGCUGGAUGACAUGUGUUUCAGCAGACUUCAUUUUCUCCUUUUUUGGACAUGCUGGGAUUAGAUGGAGGUUAAAGAGUAGGAGAGAGUUCAGGGCUAAUGGUCCAUCAGGGUAUGAGAUGCAGGCUCUGUAUUUUGGGAGGGUGAGGUGAGUGUGGUGGGUGGUGGUGGGUUGGUUCGCCCGGGUGGGGGAUGUGGUUGCAGUGGGAUUUCCACAGCUCUGGGUAUCCAGGCUAGGCAGAGGCGUUUAGCUAAUCCUCUUAGCCCCACUCUGUAACACACAGACACAGACCGCUUCAACUCUCCUCCUCAUCGGCCUCCCCAGAUGGAAAAAGUCACACUUGAGGAGAUGCAGUGAAGUUUGUUUUCAGCCUCUCUGUCUUUCAGUGUGAGCUGGAGGCUGCAGAUACCACACAUCAUGCACGUGCAGACAAAUUUUGGUCAGUGCACACUCUCUCUCUCUCUCUCUCUUUCUCUGUCUCUCUCUCUCUCCAUCCAUCGCUCUUUCUCUGGGUCUGUGCAGGAAUGGAGUCGUGUUAGUAGAUCAGUGUCUCAGUGAGGCAGUAAUCUGCUUGGCCCCUGCGCUUCUCGGGGUUGGCAGAUGGGACGGAUAUCCCUACCCGCCAUCUGGACAUUGGCAUGGAAGAGAUGCAGCUCAGGCCUAGUGCAGGGCGAGAUCAGGGGAUUACUGUCCUCCGCUGCUAUCCCGGCAGCGCCGCUAUUUUUACAGACAUGUCAAAUAACGAGAGUGUGCCCAUGUGACCAGAGAUGACAUCCAUCAAGCCUGGCAUUUCAUGUCCGUGCGUGAUAUGAAUCGUACUUAGUGAGCAAGGACAGGCAGGCUUGAAUUAGAAACAGGAGCUUAUAGGGUUUGGAGUUUUUAGAUUGAAUGUAGAAAAAUUGAACAAAACAGAGCCCACUGUGACUUUAUUUCUUUAUGUUUCAUCGACUCUUUAUUUACACACAAAUAUUAGCCAAUUUUUAGGGCUGGAUGCAGAUCUCUUUUUCUGAAGAAGGUGCACAGUUAAAAUGUUUGAAAUAAUGGGAUUUGCUUUAAGAUAAAUAAGUAGUUCACUUUAACAUGCAAUUUAUACAAAUUGUGUUUAAGUUCAACAAUAUCUGCAUCCUCCUGAGCUCCUUUCGUUUUACAUUAGCAAAUUAGUAAUUGAUUUGAGAUGAGCUAUGCCCCAGAGCACACUAAACAUACAAUAAGCUGUAGACCGGGGUCCUCCAGAGAUCAUAAAAAAAAAAACUCCUGCAUAUGAGAAAAUUCUUUUCACCAAUUUCUGCCUUUUAUUGUCUCAUUGUCUGAAGUUUAUUUAGAAUUUUUACCACUUUACCACCUGGCACCAUUUCACAACAAGAAGAAAUUGAUUCAUCUUAAAUUAUUGAUGCCGGUCUUGCAAGCUCAUUACCUUUGAAACAAAAGCAUAAAAAAAAAAUCUCUCCUGCUACAGUUGGUGCCUGAGAGCCCAGUUAACGUGUUUUUACUUUUGCUUUAAAAACAGGCUUUUUUAGAUGAGUGUGUAUGUGGUUUCGGAUACUUCUGCAGACAGCCUCUAGUGGACACUCUGGGAACUGCAGUUUUUCGCACUUCUGCUUGAGUUUCAUCUCUUGAGACCGGAGUUUGCUGCUUGGAAGAAUCUGUUCCAAGACACAUGAGUUGUCAGUCCCUGUUCCCAACACAUGCUGGGUCUAACUUUCACUGGGUCAAAGGAGGAAAGGAUGUAACACACCGCUCAGCCUGAGGGGUGGAUAAUGUUUUCCAGUGCACAGCGUUAGUUUAGCUCAGUGGCAGAUUCCUCUCUUGUUUCUCUAGUUCACUCUGGUUAUUCACAUGAGUGCUCCUAAAUACGUUUUACAAUCCGUGCACAUCUAUUCUCAGAAAUAAAGUGAGUGAAACAUUCAUGCUGUCGGGCUCUGAUUCUUCCCUUAAGCGGUCUGUUCCCAGGAAACAGUCCCAGUACAGUUCUCCUUUUCUCACCCCGGAGAUUAAACCCCAGAACUUGAUGCGGUCGCCUGCAGUAACCAAGUUUGAGGAGGCUGGGACGAUGAUGUGAGGAACAGACACAAAACAAGGAGAAUAACACUGUGAGGGAAAACAAAUCUCUCUGCUCUGCAUAACUUUCAUUUAGAGGCUGAAUACCAAACUAAGAAGGCAAACAUGAGACUUUUGGGGGGGAACACUGUGUUCAGCUGUAUCCUGAACAUGAACCCUGAGAGCAAAGAAGCUGGAGAGGGGAGGGAAAACACAAGAGAGGGGGAGCAUGACAGAGGAAUGUGAGGGAGGACUUAAAAGAGGGAAUGAAAGGGAUUCAAGCUCAGUUUUAAUCAGCUGAGGUGGCUGAUUGAAGAUAACCGGGGGAAUUUACUGGGAAUAAAGAGUCGCCGGUCAGCUGACAGACGGUUUGUUGGUGCACCACUUUGGUCCAGACUUUUGUACUCCCAAGAGGAUGUAUCUCUAGGAUUUCUGACCCCUCAUGUACAGCCACUGCAUGGCUCUUUGUAAGAUUUUUUGAUGACAGUUGAAUGAAUUGCAACAGAAUUUGAUAGGGGCAUCAAUGAUUCUCUAAAGAUGCAUACCAUAUUUGAAAAGCCUCUAAAAUUCAUCGUUUCUAAUUCUUAUGUGAAAAUAACAACAGUGUGCUGCAAAGUAAGCCGCCAGUGUAUAAGUUUGGGGGUGAAUCUGUACUUGCAAGUAGACUCCAAUGAUUUGUUGCAAACUCAACUUUUUUAUGCAACGAGUUAGGCUAGUACUCCAAACUUGGUUUAUCGAAGCAGACCAAUUCCACAUUUUUAAAAACCCAUAAUUUGAAAACUAUGACUGAGUAUCUCAGUUCUAGUCUCGUAGGUACUAUCAUGUUACAUUGUAUCUCAAGUUGGCAGCAACUUCAGAUCUUGACAAAUGAGGCCAUUGUGAAAGAGAUAAAAACUGCAGUUCCCCAAGUGUCCACUAGAGGCUGGCUGCAAACGCAGUGGAAACGACAUACACACUCAUUCAAAAAAGCUCAUCUCGACAGCAGAAUUUAACAUGUCAACAGUCUUCUAGAGAAGAGGUUUAGGCUCGAUAUCUAGGCUCUGUCUCUGCGCACACUGUGGAGAGGGGGAUUUUUCGUAACUCUGUAGUUUUGAGGAUAUCAAGGUGACCAGUUUGAUAGUAAUAAGGGCAAUAAUUAAGGACUUAAUUGACAGGAGGAUGCAGCUAUGCAAGACUAAAAGCACUCCUCAACUCCACCGCUUUAAUUCUUGCUCGGUCAGCAUGAAAUUAAGGUUGAGUCAGCAUUUCCUCUGUGUAGACCACUGGCCCUGAAAAUGAGACAGCCCUAUAGCUAAUACUGCGAUCUAAAGUUUUUUUUUUUCCUUUCAACUAAGCCCCGCCCACCCAAAAAACUAUCAUACUCUUAACUGACACCAAAAGGGUCUAUAGAGGCUUCACUUGACUAAACCUUGGUCCAGAGUCACUCAUUGGUUUCUUAAGAGUUGUUUUGAAGUCCAAAGGUGGUGGUCCCGAUAAUAGAAAUACUGACUUGUUGUGACUUUGAGCUGAUCUAGGAUCAGGCAAACAGUGGACUUGAGGUCAUAGAAAAUAAAGAAAACAGACACAGAGACCAGAAGCAUUUUCAGCUCGGUUGUAAUCGAGUUUAUUCCUGCUCUUUGGGGACUGACUAACCUUUCAGACAGCCUCAAAUGGACACAUGAGGAACUGCAGUUUUCUGGCUCUUAGUCUCUGGCUUCAUUUUGAAAAACAGAGGGGCUUUCUGUUUGGGCUCAGACUGUGUGAGUCUGGUGGUGUGAGGAGAAACCAGCGGAGAACAGGAUGUAACACUGACAGACCUCCCCUCAGGGCCUCUCAGCGCUCAGAGGUAACAGGUGGGAGGUGGAGUGAAUGAAAUGCUCCCGAGCAGCAACCGAGAUGAUGUCAGCAUGGUUAGGAAUUGUUUGCAAAUGAGCAUAAAUGCAGCCACGUUGGCAGGACAGAGAGGUGGGCAGGGUGAUGGAGGCUGAGAUAAAGACAUCCUGACUGCAGAGGGUGUAAUGCUGCACAACUUAAGUCAUCUGGGUUUGCUCCAUUAAACAUGAGUCACUCUCAGACUGCUGUCUCAUUGUUCCUAAAUGAGGGUCUGAUACAUGUGUGAGUCUUGUAGAGAUGUAUUUUCUCUUUCUUUUCGCCGUGAAAAGAACAGUGAAGAACUUUUCUCCCUCUCUUAGGGAACUUUUUCAUGUUUGAUCUUUUUCGGCACAUCUGGACAUUUAUUUUUAGCAGCUUUAAUGUCUUUGAACAGGAAGCUCCAGCAACAGAAAACACCGCCUCCUCUUGUUCUCCUCCUCAGUCUUCUUGUCUCUAAUGUUCUCCAGAUCAUGUUUACACCACAUGAGGACACACUAUGGCCUGGCCCCCGUCUGUGUGUGUGUGUGUGUGUGUGUGUGUGUGUGUGUGUGUGUGUGUUUCUGGCUCUGAGGUCUAACUUGCUGUGCACGGUCCAGACAACAAUGGGCCGAGUGUGUGUUUGACUCUGUGUGAGUAAAACAAUUGAUCCUGAGGCUGUUUCCUCUGUCUUUUAUUAGAAAGUGAGUCAGAGGCAGACACACAGCACUUACAACACAGUCAUUCCUUACAAAAAAACCCAACUUUUUUUGUGAGGGCUAAGGGUUUUUAAAGAUUAUUUCAAGUUCCACAAAUGUGAGGGUUUAUGCUUUUCUGCGUUGUUCUCAGUUUUGGAUUGAAGUCGAACAAAAAGUAAGACUUUGUAGAUACGCUUAAGGGCUCUACAAAUUAAGAAUUCACAGUCUGUUGACUUUUAGAAAACAUCUUACAGAUUAGGGAAUGAUUUAGGAAACAAUAUUUCCAAGAAUAUUUUGAGUUUAGUCAUUUUUACUUGCAGAAUCUGUAGGCUUAGACUUUUUCCAAGUUCUGCAAGUAAAGAAAAUUGCAUAUGCCUAUUGUUUACUGUGACAGCUUUGGGAUCUCUGACAUGCACACCUCCCCUUGAUUUAUGUGCACAAUUUAAAAAUGAAGGCAGGGAGAGCAGCAGCAAAAACAAAGUUGAUGCAUAUCUGCAUCACCAAAAGAAGGUUGUUGCGACACUGUGAGACAUUUUGACCAAAACACAAUGACAUUACAAAGAGAAUUGACUAAUUGACCUGUGAACUCUUAGAUUAAUUAAACUCACAGUGUUGUGGAUACCAUAACUAGGGCCUUUAUAUGGUGUUUUUGCAGUUUAGCAGGUGCCUUUCAACUAGAGGUCAGACAUCUAAUCAUGUCUUAAAAUUUGCUUUAUUAUACAGAAAAAUUUCAAAGAGGUGCUGCUGGCCUGGUAGUUUAACCACCCUAUAUUUCAAGGUCACUGUCAUGUCUCACUCGUCAUUAAAACAUUCCCCAAUAUAUACAUUAGUCCAUUAAUCGCACGAUAUGAAAUUUCUCAACAAACUUAGAUCAUGCAGUUGGGGAUCGAUUUUUCAAACUGAGCACGCCCUGCAACUCACAUGUCAAGCUUUGACCUGGAAGUUGAAUGUAAACAAAACCUCAGCAGAUGAGCAAGAAACGUAAAAGAGGAUGGAGCUUUUGUAUCGUAUGUCUUCAUUGUUUGACACACAACCUGUUAGCCUCUCGCUAACAUGUUUUGGUAUGUGACUGAAAAUUUCAACAAGGAGCCAAGAGUAUCAAGCAGAAAUGGAGUCAUAAGCACUCACCAGAGGUGGACAUAUACCUUUGCCAAAUGGAGCUAUAACCGUAGCUUGACUUCAAAGUACAUGUUAAUGAACUGACCAAAACCGCCUCAGUUUGGAGUCUCAUUGCAGAAAAACAACACAAACCACACUGGCCUAGUUUUUACCAACAAAGUGACAUCAAUUUGAAACCUCUCAGACACAGUCAGCUUACAUCAGACUCUGUUUACAAUAUCAAACAUACUUUCACCUCAAUCUGUCUUUCUCAAUAGGUGUCUUACUGAUAGUGAAAUAGACUGCAGCUUUAUGAUUCAAUCAGGACCACAGAGGCUUUCAUCAGACUCCUGUAAUUUUCAGCCUGAUUUUAACAUCGGAGAGCAUCAGCAGGGCGGCACACCGUGUCUGUCUCUGAUCCACAAUCUAAAGCACUCCACUAAGAUCUUAAACUUUCAUACUGCAAGUCUGCGAACUGGAACUCAUCUUCCAUAACCAAUGUCUACAAACAGCAGAUUUACCCUCCCCUCUUCCAUCAUCAGAGGAGAUUUUUCCCUGACAGCAGACACAAAGGAUGCUGCUUUAUUUUUUAAUGCUGACUGCUCCCUCUGAGACACAGCAGCAGAACUCCAGCUGUGCUUUGAAGUGAAUGUUUGAUGGUCUGAAUAUGUGAUGUUUCGUCAGGGUUUGGAUUCAGAAAUCUCUGAUGUGUAUUUGCUCGACUGGUUAUUAAACGAGACCAGUCAAGCUGUUAAAAUCAAAGCAGGUUGUCCUCUUUUUUUUCUUUUUAUGUACUGAAGAAUAUUUGCAUGUUGUUUUCUUUGCUAAACAAGACAAACAAAAACUGCAUGAAUUUUAAAUAUCAGAAAACUUUACUUUGCAAAGUGCCUCCACUCUUUGUCAGUGCUGUUUAUCAUGGGAGGUUUGGAGCCUGUUGCACCUGCAGACACUUCCUCUGCCCUCCGACUGAUGGACCAAGCAGUGUGUGUGUCCUCUUUCAUCCUUCCCUCUCUCCUCCCUUCUUCCUUCUGCCUCUUUUCAUCCAUCACUUGCUGUCGCUGUGUCCCCGCCAGUUCACACUCUGCACAACUUUAAGGUCGGAGGAGGGUAAAGGCGAGAGUCUGCACUGCCUGUGCCAGCAGCAGUCAGCUCAGCUGCCAAGGUGCCAACAUGACGAAUCGCUGUUGUCUCACAGCUGAUGAAAUCUCCAUCACUGAGAAAAAAAGGGACUUUAUAUUCCUGGAAGUGUUACUGUGAGGAUGUUCUGUACCUCCUGGCUCUGCGGCCCACAUAAACAUGCUUUAUUGACGCAGGAAGCAGAGAGGGAGGGGGAGCAACUGGUUACACAGCACGGAGUCCUGUCGGAGCAGAAUCCCAGUCCAGCUCGGUAAUCUUGGGUGCUAAUGAAACCUGAGUCGAGCAGCAGGGUACAGAUGCUGAGAGAGGGGGAUAGUUAGGCUAAGCUCCCAUGCUGAAGACAUCAGGGAACGGGGCUCGGGGAUGUUUAGCUCCCGGCCCUCGGCUUCUGGCAGGAGAGCCCCCAUAAAGCAGGCUAUUAAACCACUGCUCCUUCCCCGAGGAGGUAGGGGAAGUUAAUCAGAACCAGAGCUCUGGAUGGAACCGCUCUCUAAAUACUUAGACCACAGCCACAUGAUCCUGGAUACUGGAGCUUAAGGUUCCCAGUUUAACCUAACCCACGGGGCUUGACCUUCCCACCAAGAAUCCCGUGUAGCUCUCAGCACAAACAGCAGAUCUGGUGGCUGGUUUCUGUUAGUGUUCAGCAUUGAUGUAUUAAACCAGGCGCCAUCAGCUACACGCUGUAACGAACCGCACUUCUCUGCGCUCACUGUUAUUGCUCCAUAUCUUAAGAUAUAUUGCUGCGUUGCAUAACCGCUCUCCUCUAUCCUGGUCUGUGUUUUGCUUCAUGCAUGCACGUGUGGGUGUCAGCUAUGAACACUGCUCCCCCUAAAGCCCCAGGGGUCCACGUCUGCAAAAUGAUCACUUUCCCAGCUCCCACGCACUUUAAAGCUGACACAAAGUUGAGCACUGAAAGAUGUAGAUAAAGCAUAUUUUACUUCAUUUUAUAUUUAUGCUUCUAACACAUUCAGGACACAGUUGAGGAGAAACACUUGACAAAAUGCCAAAAUAGUUUAAUAUUUAACCUGCUUUAUCCUGCUGACUCUUCCUGCUUCCUCUGCAAACUGCUUUGAAACUCUCCUCCACCCAAGCUCCUUCUAUUUAUGCUGAGACUGAUUUAGCAGCAUUUUCAUGAUCGCCACUGAUGUCUGCUCCGGUCUUUGCUGCUGCUCUGCCUUGGCUUUUUAUGCAUGCACAUGAAUCAGAGGUGAGGUGUGCUCUCCCCUCCUCGGACCAUGUACAGUGUAAUACAUUUCUAUAUCCUUAACCUGUGCAGUACAUGUCCAUAUACAUAUAAAGAAUGUGUAUAUACAUGUACAUAUUCUUAAUAUUUAUCAUCCUAUUCUUGUUGUCAUUGCACUGUUGCACUGCACUGAAGAAUUUUAUUUUGUAUAUAUUUUGUACAUUUCUGUAUUUUGUUUGUAUUUUUUUAUAUCUCUAAAUUCUGUUUCUGUUUUUUCUAUUGCACUAGAAAUGAGGAGCUCUUGAAUCUUGUUGUACUUCAGUUUGAUGACAAUAAGGGGCAUUCUGAUUCUGAUUGACAAGUGGAAGUGCACGUAGCUCUACCCACUGGAUCUUUGCUGAUGCUCUCCCUGCCUUUGCUUUUCAUGUAAGCACAACAAAUGGAGAUGAGUUGUGCAAGAGCAGGGAGUCCCCAGAAUUCAGCCACAAUCCAAAAUAUAAAUGAGUGCAUGAAAAUGGGUAAAUUCAGGGCUCAUUGAUGCUUUGCACAAAUUUAACAUUUGGUCAUGUGCAAAAAUAUAGACUGUAGGAGCCAUAAUGUUGCUUAGCUGAUUGGUUAUCCUGUGUUCAAUUACUUUUGUCUGGUUGCCAUUGGUUUUGUUGGGUUUGGGUCACGUGGGCACUGUGUUUGAAAGCCGGUAGGUUAUACAGGGAGCUGUCUCACCCGUACUGGGGUGGAAAGGUGAGCCUAGGUAGCCGUAAUUUUUGUUCACUGCGCUUUAUGUUCUUUGUUUGCAAUGAUACACAUCGGAAAGUGUACACAUUUAACAACUGUAAAUCACUGGCUACUGUAAAAGCCUUUUUUCUAUUAUUAAGAAAGCUAUUAUUGGGAAAGCUGCAAUAUGGACAAAAUGAAUGAAGAGUAUGGAUGGAUGUCUAACUUAGCAUAAAUGCAGUCUGAUUUUUUGACUUAAAAGAGCAAAAGGUUUAAUCGUUUCCUGAUUCUCUUCAGCUGUCCUGUCAAGCAGAGGUGUAAAAGUCGAUCUAAAGCUGAAGUAAAGUGUUAUAUUUCUACUUUAACAAACCCUCCUCUCAGCUGUUCGUCACAUGUCUGCGUGGCGUGUGCAUGCAGCGUGCAUACUAGAGGGAGUGGAUCACUCCGUCCCUGUCUGUCCGGUGGAGGCCAGAGGCCAGCACGGCUCUAGGACGUGGGCAGGAAGUCUCCGGACCUCCCCAGGAUGUAGCUGUCAGCUGAUCCCCCCUCAGGGAAGGGAAGGAGGAGAGGAGGAGAUGGGCGGUAGAGGAAAAGGAAUUGGCAGGUGUGGAUGGAACAGGACAGGGGGGUAGAGGGUAGGUGGGGGUUGGGAGCCGUUUGCUGGCUGGUGGUGACAUUGAGUAGAUCUGUUAUAAAGAUAAAAGGGUCGGGGACAUUACCCCUCCCCUCUCUCUCUCCCUGUGUCUCUCCUUCACUACCGCUCCAUCCUGCAUGAGUUGAUUAGCAGCUGUGGAUUCUGUGUGUGAUGCUUUUAAAGGGAGAGAUGCCGAACCUGCACACCAGUGUCCUUCAUGAGUCUUUCUCCUACUGAUGCAUGCUCUGCACUCCCAAAGAUCACCUAUCAUUGUGCAGAGUGGUUUCAUGAGUGAAUGCAAAAGGUGCCAAACCUUACCUGGACUUUUUUCCCCGCCAGACGCCAGAAAAUGUGUGUGAAGUCAAUGUUUAAGCGAGGUUCCUCUGUGGUAAACUUUGUGCAUUAGUUGUCUGUGUUAGAAAAUGUCUUUUCAUUCUGCAUGCACCACCCUGCUGCUCCUUUUGGCCUUACUAAAUGAAGUAUGUCGAGUUGAGAAAAUCUCUCCAUAUGAGCUGCAUGUGUGAGCGGCAAUUCCCUGGAAAUCUCAGGUUCUGAAACCAUCAGGAAAAAGUCAGGAGUUCAUGUGUGAAAGGAGCUUGAAGGAUGGAUACCCUUUUCUAUUUUUAUCCCCAGCUCGGCGUAUAGGUUCCACAUGUUAACUCCAUCACUUCCUGAUGUGUGAGGCUUGCAUGUGAUACAGCUGGAUGACCUUUAACCCCCAACCCUCCUCUCGCUUUCUGUCAUCCAGAACGAUCCCCCUUCUCUCUCUCCGUCUCACACAAACACUCAAGUUAUUUGACAUCUGCCUGAGCAGAGUGUCCCUGAGAGUCCAGAUCUGUUUGAAGCAGAGCAACAAUCGCUGAGGCUGACGGCCGAGCCGUGUGAAGGAGAGAAGUGAGUUUUCUUGACUCUCAGAGUGACGCAGUGUCGACCGGAGAUGGCUAACCUAGUUUCUUUAUCUGACAAGUGGAGCACAGAUCUCAGCGGACAAACAUCUGGAGGGUUCUUCUCUUAGUCUCUGAUUUCAGGCUUUCUCUAAGAGUCCAUGAUUUUGAUGUUUCAGUCUGAAGAUGUCCAGAUGUCACAUCUUCACCUUUCUUUGAUGGGUCAUGGAAAGUUCACUGACUCUUGUAUUGGUCUUGGUUCUACUUUGAUCAUUUGGGCUGAAAAUAAUGACGCCACUUCCCCUCUUUUCAUCUUUGAAUAACUAACUUAACUAAACUUGUCAGAAAAAUAUAAACUUGGACUUAAUCCGUCAUCAUAAAAAAUGGAGAAUGACAGAUUAAUCAGUAAAAGGAAUUUUGAUAUACUCAGCACAGGCCAAUGGCUGGGCUUGAUUAAGAAAAUCAACAAAUAUCAUCUGCAGGCAGUCUGUCAGUGUGACUGGUAUCGAGCAAUGUUAACAUCCUGCUGAAUAAUAACUUCCCCCAUCCUCAGUAACAGCAUCUUAAACCUGAAACAGUCACUGACGAGUAGCGGUGGGAGAAAAAAAUCGAUACAGCAUCGUAUCGCAAUAUUUUGUCUGGUGAUAUAUCGAAUUUUCAUUUACCAAGUAUUGAUUUUUUCAAAUGAAUUGCUAAUAUGAAGUCAAAUCUAUAAUAAUGGAAAAAUAAAAUCAAUUGUUUGUUCAGUGAGGUUGGCAGAGGUGACAACAUAGAGCAGGAGAAAGUGAGUAUAAAAAAAUAUAUAUAUAAGGUUUGCAAGAUGUGCUACAUGGAAAUAAAAUACUGUGUAAAUAAGACAAACAUAAAAGAAAAACAAAUGCUAAAUUAGCUAACAGUCGAAAAAAUGUAUGAAUCACAAUAUAUUGUAUCGCAAUACUCACUGGAUUGCAAAAUGUUAAAAAUAAUAUCGUACCGUGGCGAAAGUAUCUUGAGAAUAUCGUAUCAUGGGGCCACUAGUGAUUCCAACCCCUACUGACUUGUGCUAAUUAUAAAUUCUGUUAUCAUGUACAGAAUAAUAUAGUAAAAUUUUGCCCCUGACAUAAAUAUCAGUCAUGUUCUGAAAUCUACAUAACCCAGUGUAUAACUCUUUUUCAUGGAUUAAUUGAAAAACAAACUAAAACUGUAUAGAAUAAUAAUAGUUUUAUUGUUAGAUUUUGUCAAAUUCAAAAGAACAUGAGCAUGAAAAAACAGAUCUGCUUCAUAUCAGCUCGCUUUGAUUGAAUUGCAACCAGAGCAAAGAACCACUACACCCUCUACUGUAAACCAGCAACCAGAAAACAAGCACCAUGAGUCAUGAAGCAAUAUCUAAUUUAUUUAAAAAACAGUCAUUGUCAGUCCUGGUCGGAACUGACAAUGACUGUCAGUACCUGUUUUGUUUUUCAGUGCAGGAUAGAGCCGGUUUCUCUCUCUCUCUCUCUUUCUCUUUCUUUCUUUCUGUCGGUCCUGCAUGUUCAGUGUUUAGGAAACAGAGAGAACAGGAAAGGCAGAGCGGGCAGUGAAGAAUAGAGGGAUAUCCCCUUUCAGAGCUCCCUCCUUUUUCCUCCAGGACAGAAGGGGUGAAAACCUCGGAAAGGGUGGGGGGGGUCUGUAAAUCUCGCCACCUGUCCAUAACACACACACACACACACACAGACUCGGGCUCAUGCACCAGCUUUCAUAACCAUUUAUGAGCAAAAAACAGCCGUCUGUGCAAAAAUCUGAGGCCUGUCUGCUGCAGACGUCCUCUUUUUUAACCCCUCGUCUGUGUCCUUGAAUGGGUGCAGAGACCCUCAGAUUAGCCCUAUGUGGCCCAGAUUACAGCGGGAUCAGUGCUGCCACAUAUUACAGCAGCCUAUGAGCCAUCAGUGAGGCAGUCUGGGCUUUAGGAGCUAAAAUCCACAUUUUUAAUUACACUUCAGCAGAGAGGAAAAGUACAGUAACCCGUUCACACAAGCUGUUGUUUACACUCCUUUGGGAAUCACGCUAUCUUCAAGUGUCAAAGGGUAAACGCGUGUUUGGUUAGGGAGGAGGGGGUUUAGGGUUUUUAAUUUCCACUCUCUGUGUCACAUUUGCUUUCCCCCAAACAAACGUGAAGGUCUCUGCCUCUACAACCAGCUCUCCUCCCCCUGGUGGCUGCAGCUGGAAACACACCUCCUGCUAAAAGCGCGUGUCAGGAGAGAAUUAGACCUUUCACAAACUUCUCUGACAUACCUCCUCUAAAAAUGACAUCUCUCCAGGCAGAGGGGGUUAUAUCUGAUUUGCAGUGUCAACCUCGUGUAUGAAAGGUGACAAUUUGUUUUUCUCCUCUCUUAAGGUGCUACCAGGGAUGUCGGCUCAGCUCUGACGAGGAUGUGCAUGCGCCACCGCAGCAUUGAGACAAAAUUACGCCACUUCACCAAGUACGUGUCACCUGUGCUUUCAUUUCUCACCCCCUACACCAUAAUUUUCUCUCCUCUUCCACCUCGAGGAGCUGUGUUCUCAUGUCCUGCCCCCUCUCAGCUGACUUCCUCUCAUCGUGCAAUUUUCAGAGUGUUUUUGCAAUGUGGAAAUAAAGUCCUUCCUCCUACCUCUCUGUCUCUGACCAUCAAUUUGGUCAUGUUUGUCUCCUUGUUGCUGCAGUGCUCUUAUGGAGGGUCUGGUAACGCCGCUGCAGGAGCGGAUAGAGGAGUGGAAGAAGACGGCCAACCAACUGGACAAAGAUCAUGCCAAAGGUGUGCAAUUAUGACACGAAACAAUCAAAUGAUCCUCAAGAAAUCCUCAAUAUUGUACACAAAUUGAGAUAUGUUUUGGUUUUGCUCACCGCAGAAUAUAAACGGUCCCGCCAGGAAAUCAAAAGGAAAUCUUUGGACACAAUAAAACUGCAGAAAAAAGCCAGAAAAGGUAAGAAAUCCUGACCUUUUAACCUUUAAAACCUCUGAUUAAAUGCUCCCUAACUUUCCUGAGAUUUCCGGGCUGACAGUCUACCUCCUUGCUGUGUGCAUGGUUCAGAUUAUGGCGCCAUCUAGAGUAAAGAUACAGAAAUGACUGCUUAAAUCAAAAUUCCUGGCACAGUUUCAGAGGCUUCAUCCCAGUUUCUGUCCAAUAAAUCACAGGAAUGAUCUUCCUCUCUGGCCUGUCUUGUAGUCUUCUCUGUUGCUGGUUGUAAUCAAACUCGUAUUUUCUUGAAGGACUUGUUAUAAACUGUUGGAGGUGCGGGUUGUUAUUAACAUGCACCGUGCUCUGAUUUAAUGCAGCUAACUUUCUCUCUCCUCCCUCUGCCUGCUCCAAUCCCCCUCCUCUGUUUAUUACUGCCUGUCCUCCCCCUGGCUGUAGAGCUUCUAGGUAUGUUUGCCGUACUCUGGUCUGUCUGAGAACUUCAUGAGAUAGUUUUUUUUUUUUUUAGAAGCAUCAAAAUCAUCUCAAACCAAUCUGCCAGACAAAGAAAACCCUGAAAGUCUCAACAUGUUUGGUUAAAGGAAAAAUCUCCACUCGAUCAGCUGCAGAGAGCAUGAUGUCCUGAGUCUUUGUGCUGAGAGAUAAGGCUCAUAAUACACUUAAAGAGAUAUUCCGUCAUAAAAUAAAAUUAGGGUCAAACACACCAUAACACCGAGUUAGACACCCCCUCGAGAGAUGAAUGUUGCCGACCGCUUGCUUCUCUACUUAUACCAACUUUAGUAACGACCACACGGUAGCAAUACACAGCGGUCUGAGGAGCCGUAAACAAACCUCAACCAAAAAGCCACUUUAUAGCCACAAAUAAUGCUCAGAACAGCACCUAACUUCAUCAACAGUACAUAUAGGGUCACAGCCAUAGUACUAGCCACCAAACAUCUUUUUAGCUUUGCCAGAUUUCUUUAGCAAAGAGACUAAACACAACUCACCUACUCUCUUCCAGCAGCCGCUUGUUUGUACGGAGACCUCGGGCCAGUCCAUUAUGGACUGCAGCGGGGUGACGCAGCUCAAGGAAGAACAUUUAUGAUCAUUUUUCUUUAUUAUUUCCUUUAAGUAACAAACAUCAUAUUAAUAAUUUUGCACUGCAGACGCGGUAGUUCUUCUGCCUUAGGGUCUCGGUCUGAUUGCAGUUCCAUGAAGAUUGACCCCAAAUUAAUUUUACGCCGAAAUAUCCCUUUAAAGAGAUACUUUUUACUAGAAUUACAACAAAAACACUUGGCUGGUUUGGUGUCUUUGCAGUAAGAGCUCUGUUCGACUGAUGAUUUUCAUAAUUCACUUAUUCCACACUCGUUCCUGCAAGUGAUGAAGGGAGCUGCAGCAGUUUAACCAGAAAUGUUGAGACAGUCUGCCGGUUUUCAACACUGAGCUAGCAGAAUAAAUCUGUGCUUAUCAUCCAUUUAGAGAGACAGAUCAUCUCCAUCUUGUUCAUCUUCAUGCUCUUUUCUCGGCCAGCUUCAUUAUGGUGUGCAGCUGUGAUUGACUCAAAGACAUCUUGUUUGUUUUUGUGCGUCUAAUCAUUCCCAUUCCAGGGCCCACCCGUCUCCACCAGUUGUUCUGCAUCAACUCCAGAUGAAUUCAAAGUUUCUCUGUCUCCUCAUUCCCACGUUCAUGAACUGGUGUAGACUCUGAGUGCAAUGACCUUCAGUUUAUCACCAUGUGUCCUAAUCAUUCUUUAUUUUCAUUCUUUCCAUCCUCCCUUGUCUCUGUGAACUUUUCCUCUGCAAUGAUCACCCACUCUGCACCCACAAUCCCCCCCGCAUCUCCUCACCUUGAUUCCCUCAGGCCGAGGUAACCUGCGCCCCCAGCUGGACAGUGCCAUGCAGGACGUGACUGACUUGUACCUUCUAAUGGAGGAGACGGAGAAGCAAGCAGUGCGCAGAGCUCUCCUGGAAGAGAGGGGGCGCUACUGCACAUUUAUUAACAUGCUGCAGCCUGUGGUGGUAAGAGACGUCAAACUUCUGCGCUCCCGAGAAAAUGAUGCCUAUACCUGUUGAUGUAGAGGCUGUUAGAGUUUAUUUUUAUUUAUUUCUUCCAGAACAUAGAGAUCGCUAUGCUCGGAGAGAUAACUCACCUACAGGCGAUUGUUGAUGACCUCACUGUGCUGACUGAAGACCCACACAAGCUGCCGCCCGCCAGUGAGCAGGUAACAUAUGACUGAUUUUACUUGAACCACUCAUCUUUAAGCAGUAAUAUCUCUGAUAUAAAUAAUAAGGAUCAAUUUUCAAAUUUCAACUUUAUUUAUAUGCCACUUUUCAGACAAGAAUGCAGUUCAAAGUGCCUCACAGAGGCUAAAAACAACAAUAAAACCAGACCCUCCCACCAACACACACACAAAGGCCCACACCCACCCACACAUCCACACAUACACACACACACACACACAAACGCACAGACACACAAACGCACACAGAGCAAGCAUUAAGAUAUAUUGUUAAAGAGACAUGGCUUGACACCGAGACACUGCGUGAGGAAAAAGCUACCUUUGGGAAACACUGGAGAUAAAGACUAAAACCUGAUGAACUAAAACAAGAAGAUAAUAUAAAAUGAACAAAUUAGUAAGAGCUCUUUAAGAUGUAAAAGGGGUAAAAGAAGUAAAAACCUCUUUGGAAGGAAUUAAGAAAAAGACUAAGAACAGAGAGAACUAAUAAAAUUACAUAAAAUAAACAUGAAGAACUUUUAUUAAAAUGAAAAUUUGCAAUAAGAGAAAUAAGAAAAAAAAUACUGUUCAGCAAAAAGUCAGUGAUUUUCUUUGUUUUGUUUUGUUUUUUUGCUAAAUUGAGGUUAGGGUCUGCAAUGGAGGGGGGAAUGCAAAUGUCUUUGUCAUCAUUGCUUGAGAAUAAACUUAAAUUAGCGAAUGGCAAUUUUUAUGUAGAAGUUAUUCCUUCGAGUUCAUCAUAAUUAAUGCCUGUUUUUUUUACUAAUAAAUGUUAUCCUUUUCUGUUCUUCCUUCUGUAUGAUCAGUGUUGGUUUUGUGUUUCUGCAGGUGAUCCGGGACCUGAAGGGCUCUGACUUCAGCUGGUCCUACCAGACUCCCCCAUCCUCCCCCAGCAGCGCCGGCUCCAGGAAGAGCAGCAUGUGCAGGUAUCUUCAAACGACAGGAUUAGUAAACCUAGAGCGGCCCAAACUUGCACCGAACAUACGGCACUGAAGGUUUGGUGCAGAUGUGCACUGAAACAGUGAGGUGCAGAAGCAUUCGUAUCAGUAGAGUGACUUUCUCCACAUAUCACCUCAUAAUAAUCUGAGUUUAAAUCCUUUUUAUUUUACCUUUAAUCAGCUAAAUUCUCUAAUUUCAAACUGUGGUCACCUGUGAUCAUAGGUGUGUGUGUGUGUGUGUGUGUGUGUGUGUGUGUGUGUGUGUGUGUGUGUGUGUGUGUGUGUGUGUCCACUAUAGUGAAGAGCAGGAAAGGCAGAGUGAGCGGGGAGUGCACUCAUUCAUUAGGCUUUGUUUGCAUCAUUUGCCUUGAAGACAGUAAAUAUUUAGCUUCUUGCCGGUUCAUAGAAAACAAAUUUAAAAUAGUUGCUCCAUUAUAAAGCUUUGACCCUCAUAAACCAGGAGGAGUAGCUGUCGACCACUGUAGUAAACAGGAGUAUGGCGUCCCUAUAGAUGCAUUUCCUGCAAAGCUUCAACAUGCAGACAGCAGAAGCUACACAGCUGUUCAAGUCUGAAUUCAUCAGGCUUUGUUUGAAUAAUUGGUAACAGCUGCUGUUGCUGAAAGCGCAUGAUUAUAGCAGUCAAUUAUGACAUAACUCAAAAAUUGACAAUUACGUGACACGUUUUGUACUGUAUGGGUGUAGAAACUGGCUUCAACCAUAAAAAAAAAAGUUUGAAAACACCCAGAAAACAGGAAAGACUUUGCAGAGUUUUGUGGCACAGAGUUUCACCUGUUAUGUAGCAAACAGACUCCCGAAAUGUACCCACUAACAGCCUGCCUGCCUUCAUCUGGUGCUUGGUAGUCUGGGACUCUGCACUUUUGCAUUGUCAUAUUGUUACUGUUUUGUGGCAUCUCAUUUAAAGAGAAACCCGAGCAAGCCUGCUGCCUGGACUGCUGAUGCAUCACUUAAAAACAUGAACACUCUCUUAAAGUUCCUGAUAACAGAAAAAAAAAAUCAUGCCCAGGCCCAGGUAUUGAGUUUGUUUCUCUUAUUCAGUUUCCACGUUUCGUUGAUGGUUUAUUUUAUUCACAGUUUGAAUUGUCAUGAUGUUCUUUCAUGCAUGCACAAGUGGAUUAUUCACACCAUGGAAAAGGAUUGAAAUAUUACAUCCCGUUAUGAAUGCAUGAUCAGGUGACUCCUGUCCCCCUGCACACACACACAGACACAGUAUCAGGUACUGUCAUUGUGCAGGGCUCGCUGUAUCUUGCCAGCGUCUCGGCUCUAGCUCCUUGCAGAUUUGCAGUUCUCAAGCUCCUUACAGCCAGAUUAGGUCCAAAGCUGCGAAACAUCACAACCUGACAGCCGUGAGCCUGCACGAGAACUCAAAUCCCCAAAUUCAUAGUUUAAUAACCAUGAUUCAACUAUUUAUUUAUUUAAAGUCAUGUAUUACAGGUGCAUUCAAGGACACGAAAGAAGCUUUUCUGUUUAAAUGAAUCCUUUUGGCAAUGUGUUGAGGGAAUAUCAAACCCUGUGAUCACAGCUUGUCACCUCGAUUUAGUGUGAAAAGAGCCUGGCUUGUAUUUAGACCAAUUAACACUGUUUUAAUGCCUAUUUUAGUGCUUUAUGUUUAUUUACAGUAUCGUCACAGACUAUCAGUAUGUUCUCAUUUUAGCUCACUAAAACUCUAAAUCAAAGUACCGUUGUGAUUUCGGGAUAGAAACUUACCCGUCGAUGAAGAGCUUCCUCCUCUCCGUUGUCCUUGGUUUAACUUGACCGCUACACAUUUUUCAGUUCACCCACCAGGCCUGAAAAAGUUUUUUAAUAAGCUCAAGUUCACAGGAUUUCUCCCCCUUGCAGAACAGCAUGCAGUGUGAGUCUGUUGUGAGUUGGGGAAAAAAAAAGAAAAUCCAAAGAUUACAGGAUUUUCCUCGUACAACAGUGCUGUACCAAAAUAAUCAGAAAUUGUGAUGGAGAGACAAAGAUUUCAGCAGCAGGAUGGAGAAAAACAAGCACUCUGAGAGUUUCUCACAGGCUCAGAGGAGAGACUCAGAGGACGCAGGAAUAGUGUCUGCUUAUGAAUGAUUUAAGGUUAUUUAAUUUGUCAUAUUUAAUUUGGAAAUCCUCCUUAAGCCUCGCCCUUGAGGAUGGAGAUUAAGGAGGGACGAUAACUUCAGAUAUACUCCAGAGGGAGGGAGCGAGUAGGGGGUGAGGAGCACUUUUUCAGAGCGUGGGUGAAAAAGAGAAGCACAAAUGAAAAGGAGCCCAGAGACAGCUGUUCAGAGGGAAAGAAUAAUCAAAGAAGGGAUGACUUGUUAAUGCUCUUUGAAGCACCAAAUUUAGAAGAAUGGCAUCAUUUACAAUCCUCACACACCAAGCCUUCAUGUGUUCAUCGUCUGUGAUCAAUUUUUCAUUCAGCAUAUCUGUUUUCGACAUGGCCUACACUUAAAUCCCCCCAAAACAAGUUUCAGAACAAAAUACAGAGAAAGAAUCUGGAUCCCAAUCAUGUUUGACAUGCAGACUGUGAAUUGUGCUUGAAUGGAGACAAUAAAAGGAAGGCAAAAACACUGUUAUUAGUUUUCAUGAAUAGCUAUGAGGGUGUUUUCUCUAACUGACAGAGAUGCACAAUGGAGAUAGAAUGCAAAAAAAGGGGGCAAUCUUAACUUGGGAAGAGGCUGUGGAUGGACACAAUAGCAGUAAACACAGAUUGUUGGCAGCUAUUGUGCCCAGCAUUUCACAUGAAAAGCCCUUAUUGUGGGCAGCCAACUGCAAGGAAGCCUUCAGUUUGAUCAUAUUGAAAAUGUGUUUAAAAUCCCUCUGAAUGUCCUUUGAACUGGGGCUGAUUGCAUCAUAAGAGCAUUUCACGGGUAUUACCAUGUCAAACUGAUAUGAAUGAAAGCUGUCCAUCUAAAAAAAUUGUGGAGCAUUUGGCCUACAGUGUAAUGGUUUGAAUAAGAAAAGUUGGCAGUCUAAUGGCCCUCAGUCAGGCGGCUCCUCGCUUUAAAGCAAGUAACGUCUGACUGUAGCAGAGUCAUGUUGCCAUCAUGUUGCAUUUUCCUCCCAUGGUCUGCAGGUGUUACAUGGGAACGUGCAGCCAGUUGAAUAAUAAAAAAAAUAAGAUAAAUUUGGGGGUCAUUUUUCUUUUAUUAGACAGGACGGCUGAGGACAGACUAGAAAUGUGGGGAGCAGGGAGUGGGGCAAAGUGUCAUGACCAGGGGAGGAACUGCUGUGAUGAAGACUUCAACCUCUGUACAUGGGACACUUGGAGGCCAUUGACACCCUAUAUGAGAUUUAGUCUCCCUCACAGAUUCACCAACAUAUGACCACCGUUUCAGGCCUAUAGUUAUAAGAGCAACCAUCAUCUGUUUCAUACUAGCAUGGGUUAUGACAUUUAACCAUUCAGUUAACCAAACAACCCCAUCCUUUGUGAGGGAUUGGUCACCCUUUGUGGACAAACUAGUGUGUCUGACAUCUUUGCUGAUUUUUACUUGAUCAUACUUAAGGACAGAGGUUAGCACAAUUAAUCAAAACUUGAGGAUUGUCAGCAGUGAAUCAGUCUGAAGAUGUUCACUUUGAUGAAAGUUAACCUGUUCAUUCUGCUCCAAAGCGAUGGAAGUUGACAUUAAUGUCAAACUCUGCUCAGUCUGGCACUCUGCCCCCCGCUCCUGCUGCAACAAAGAGGGUCCUCACAAACCAAGUCCAGAAAAAGAUUUAGUCCAAACACAUUUUAUCCAGAAAGAUUCAUGCUUUACUUCAAAUCAACAAAGUCUAUCUCUCCAUUUCAGAGCAGUUUUUUUGAUCGAUCUUCUUUGGAUCCUUCUCUCAGUGUAGAUGAUUCUAGUUGUGGCAAUUCAGGACCUUUUUAGAGAUCCAAGACAUUUGGUGAAACAAGAACUGACUCUUUCAGCUCCCGAGCAGCUCUUUACAGUGUCUUCCACACACAGAAGAUGGCUUUUAGAGCCAGAUAGUUUGUUACCAAUAUAUCACUCAGCUUCCCAGCUCAGCAUGCUGUCUGCACCAACAGUGCUGCUUUUCUGUAAAAACAGCUGUUUCUUGACCUCUAUCCCCUCCUUUCAGUAUCAAACAGUAAAAAUUACUUUGUAGAAAUCACUAGUCCUGUCUCUGAUGGUCUAGUUCGCUGUUGUAGAUUCAGAAAAAGCAUAAAUAUGAAUUUCAUUCUGUUUUGUUAAUGUCAAAAAGCUUUAAGUGAAUAAAUCAUUUCCUAAAAGAAAAAAUGAAAAUCUCAGUUUUGGAUUUUUUUCCUGUUAUUCGUUUCACUCAGGAAUUGUCGACUUUUAAGCCCACAGUGAUAAAUAUCCCGGUGAUUUUCUGUCCUCAGUCUCCUUCAGAUGCCCUCAGCAGGAGCCCAUCGACUCAGCAGCGUCUCCUCCCACGACUCAGGCUUUGUGUCCCAGGACGCCAACACCCACUCCAAGCCUCCAUCGCCCAUGCCCUCUGACAUCACCAGCCAGGUAUCAGCCACGAAAAUACAGUUUAUGUGUACGUGGAGGGAAUAAGGCAACCUAUCACGGAGAAAACCACACAGUAGAUCCAUAAAUCUCUCCGUUAACAACACUACCUCUCCAUCUGGUACCUUCAAUAUUUCCUGAUUUGCAUUUCAGUCAUAAACUUGUUCACAAUAAGCAGACAGAGCUCAGUAUUUUUACUGCAAUAAGCUUUACCAGUUGCGAAUGUUGGAUUUUUUUUUUUUUAUCCCACUGGGCUGAUAAGAGUUAUUCAGACUCUCACGGUCUGAACAUAUUGUAGCGUACAGAACACACUGUGCACACUGACUGAUGCAAUGUUCCUCUCUGAAUAAAAGAUCUUACUAGCUACUUUAUUUUCGAUCUGGGCGAUGGUAUAUAGAUCCCCUCAGAGCUGAAAAUAACCCCCUCCUCCUCCAUAAGCUCAUCAACACUCCUCAACUCUCACCCUCUGCAUCUCACACCUUCUCUCUCUCCAUUUCCUUCCCCAACCCUCUGUUUUAACUUCAUCUCCCCUCUCCCAGAAAUCAACCAGCUCUGCCUCCUCUGAGGCUUCAGAAACCUGCCAGUCUGUCAGCGAGUGCAACUCUCCUACAGCGGUUAGUACUGCAUGCAUCUUAACGAUCUACCUGCUGUAUCAGAAACACACACACACACACGCACACACACACUCUCUCUAUGAGCUGUGCACUGUCCUCAUUGUUAUCUAUAGCCUAAAGAGGCCUGUGGGCUCCACUUGACAGCCUCGGCGCGCUGUGACGUGGACUCUCCAUGAUGUUGAGCACGCUGACUCAGACUUGUCUGUCCGUUUCGCAGUUUGGCUCAUGCUCAUCCUUCGGUACCUUUCGCCCUGCUUUCUCUCACACUGGCACCAUCAGGCCUCUCUCUGUCAUACUUCCUGCGUCCCCCACAUUUAACCACUCCCCCGGAUCCAACACCCCCUCACCCACAUCCAAGGUUCCUAGCUGGAAGGUUUGUUUUUCAUUUGCAAUUUUUCUUUUGCUUUCUCUCUUUUUUCUGAACUCUGUUGCUUCUUUGCUUCUUGUGUUUACUUCCUCGUUAAAGAUCGACCUCACAGUCACUUUUUCCGUGGAGCUCAGUUUGGUAAACUGAGACUGCUUUAUCAUUCAAUAACCUUCAGUUAGCCUAGUGAUUUCUGCUCAUACCUACAUCUGCAUCUAACCAGUCCAUGAGCCAAAUCAGCAGCUUCUGUGUUCAGUCCGCUACAUGACUGUUGGAUGGCAAACACUGGAGAUGCACACUGGGAAGGAGGGUCUCAUUGUUCUGUCUGCUGCAGCAGGACUGGGCCAAAUCGAGUUCCUGUGAGCCGUCUUUGGCGAGCACUUUGCAUCGCAGGAGAGAGUCAAUGGAAAAGAUGAGAGAAUUUGAAGCUCCGCCCAGUCCGCAGGGAUAUUCAGGGAUGCAACCAGAUGAUCCACACCGGGCGCGGAUUGGCCAGGGAACAAUUGCAGCCAAGGUAAAUGUAAAUGUCAGUGUGCACAUUUGCAUGCCUUGGGAAUUGUAGUGCAAUGAAUUGCAUAUGUAAAUGUAUGCUAAUCUUUAUGUAUAUCCUACCUGUGUGUGCCUGUGUGUGUGUGUGUGUGUGUGUGUGUGUGUGUGUGUGUGUGUGUGUGUGUGUGUGUGUGUGUGUGUGUGUGUGUGUACUUUCUCCAGCAUGGUGAGCCACUCUCUCCAGCAGCCAGCACUCUCGCCAUGGUUCUGACCCGAGGUCUAAGUAUGGAGCAGCAGAAGAGCAGCAGAGACUCUCUGCAGUACUCCAGCGGUUACAGCACUCAGACCAACACCCCGUCCUGCUCCGAGGACACCAUCCCCUCACAGGGUAACACACAUACUUAAAAAAGAACACGUAUGAUUCCAGCUCAGGGGUCUCAUUUGUAAACAUUGCGUAUGGACAGAACAAGGCCUGGAAGUGUCUUACGCCACUUUCCACACAAGGCUUUACACAUUUCUGAGACACAGGUGGGGAUUUUAGGUUAUAUUUUGAUACUUUUUGCACAUUUAAUUCAAUUUCAUUAUAACAGACCUGUGUUGUCACAACCACUAAGUAUCUGCAUGUUUUAUUUGAAUAUAUUACUCUUUGCUUUCAGGUACACUUAAAAAAUAAUUGGAAAAGGUCAGCACAUUGAUUGUCCUUUUCUUUCUUUGAAUCUGGAUCUAAAUCAGCUCUUUCCUCACAUUGAAACCUCUUAAAAUCACAGAGGAAGAAGCCGAACCAUAAAUCAAUUUAUCACUGAGAAACAAAACCUAAAAUAGCGUCAACAGAUGGAAAUGCCAGCUGAGCACAGUGUUGAUAAACUUGUAAAUAACCUCUAACACUCUUAACACCUCAUCAGUCUGCAUGAAUGAGGACUCUUAAAAUAAAUGUAUACACGUUACUCAAAUCACAUUAAAUUUAAUUUCUUCUAGUGAAUGUUGGUUGGUGUAAGUGCUCUGUCGUAAUGUGACACUUCAAAUAUCAGCGUGGAUCCUGUUAAUGUAUAAACACUGCUGUGACAGUUGUACAUUAAUGCUGGACGCUGGGCGAUCUGGCAACUGUUGCAAAGCGGUGUCACACGUUGAUUUUUACUUGGCACUGCUUGUUAGCACACAGAAGGAGCCACACACAUAUACACAGACACACACAGUGCUGUUCUGCCCUGGCAGCUCCAACGCUACACGGCACCUUCUCACACCCAUUCUGCCUCUGUUACCUCCUCUGAGGGAGGAUUAGAGGCAGGAUGACUUUGUCUUAUCAUUACGCCUCAGUACUUUACACAGGUGUAUCAAGGGCUUGAGUAUCCUGCCUUGAACUGUCUACAAGCACAAUGUGUCAGAUACUCGAGUUUCUCCCUCUGCCUCUGUUGUUGAUGUGAUUCACUUUGAGUGUUUUCACUCUGCUUUCAAUGUAUUUUUACUCAAAAGUUGCUUUUGCAUUGACCAUCUUUAAACUAAGGUGGGCGUGCAAAGGGCAGAAUAUGAGGCUGAUCCAUGUGUGCAUACUUUUGGGUGGAUUGGGGGAUUCAUACAGGAAGCGAUGCUUUAAAGAGUGCAUGUACAGGGACUAUAAAUCUAAAUUGUUUCUGGUGCACACACUUUGAGUUUGGAUUGCACACAGUGUUUAUAAAAGAGACCCGCUGAACUUCUGAAUCUCUCUGUUGUUGUUGUUGUUGCAUUUAAUUUUGAUAGAAAUCUCUGCACUUCAGACUGUAAUUUAGAAAGCACAGCACUAUCAGCCUCCAGUGCUUGUGUGAUUACUGUAAUUUAUUACGCAAGGAAGCUUAUUAGCUGAAACAUAAACCCUUAAAGGAUAGUUAAAGAACUUUAUGUAGCAGAAAAGGAUACUCACAAGUCACUGUCUCCUUUAGGUUCUGAUUAUGAGUGCUACUCUCUUAACGGGGACGCCGACAGUGAAGGACAGGCCGACUUUGACAAGUCCUCCACAAUCCCCCGGCACAGUAACAUCGCUCAGAGCUACCGCCGCAUGAUCCAAACCAAGAGGCCCGCCAGCACAGCAGGUCUGCCAGCAGGAAAGACCCCUCAGGGAACCCCCAAUGGCUCAGGGGGAAGCAGUCCCGGAACUAUUACCUCAGGGACUGCCACCAUCCGCCGAACGCCGUCCUCCAAAACUGGAGUGAGGCGCACACCAUCUACAUCCGGCCCCAUCCCAAUCCGACCCCCCAUUGUUCCAGUGAAGACCCCUACUGUGCCAGAUUCUCCAGGGUACGCCAGCCCGUCUCAGCAGCGUGCAGGCAGCGAGGAAUUUCUCUACAGCGACGACCCGGCAGCUGGAGAUUACAUGAAGGCCUCUCCUAAGAGGAUGAGCCUCCCCGAUACUUCAUGGGGGUGUGGAGACAGGACUGGUUAUGCCCAGCAGGCCCCCCUCUGUGCCGAGGAGGACCCUCUGCUCGCUGCAAACCGCCACAGCCUGGUAGAGAAGAUAGGGGAGCUGGUAGCUAGCGCCCACGCCCUGGGUGAGGGUCACUUCCCCUUCAGCAACGUUCUGCCUGGGGAGCUGGAUCAGUGUGGCCCCCAGGAGCUGUCCUUUGAGACUCAGGGGGACGUGGAUAUGCUGAAGACGAUACGCCGCGGGGUGAGGCUGCGUAAGACAGUAACUGACGACAGGUCUGCUCCCAGAAUCCUGCGGUAG